GGCCCCGGCGCUGUAACGGCAACCGGGCGCAGGCAGCGGCCCCGGCAGCGUAACGGCAACCGGGCGCAGGCAGCGGCCCCGGCAGCGUAACGGCAGCCGGCCGCGGGGGCUGGCCCUGGGGAGUGGCAGGGGAAGUAACAGCAGCCGCGGCUCAGGAGCACCCCUCCAGUGCAGGAAAAAGCGUGAGGGAAGCGGGACUAGAAGUUGGGAGCGCUGCUGCCAGCGAGUGCAGCUCAGGUGAAAGGAGGCGUUGAGGGAAGGUGACACGAGUGUAGAUGACUGCAGUAGCAUGUUAUAAUUCAGUGCACUGCAGCUGAUGAAACAGCUGAGAAAAAUGGGAAAGAGGCUGGUGAUUCGUCGCUGGUGCAGAAGCUGAAGAGGUGAGCUUUUGACCUAUGCAAUAAUAAAAGCACUGGAGAAGCAAUGGCAUUCAUACUCCACGUAAAACUGGAUAUGGAGAUUAUAAACAAGUGCAAACCAUCAGAGUGGAUGAAAACCCCAAUUAAUAGUUCAUUUUCAGAUGAAUUAGGCUCUAUCAUUGAUGUAACUGAUGAGGAACAAGACUUACCUUAUGAUGGAGAUGUAGAAACAACUUGUAAAUACAGUAACAGUCUAGAUAAUUGGAAGGACCGUACUUGUACAAAAGACACUUCUGGUAUUUUAAACCUGGCCUGUUCUGAUGAUAACAAAAACAUAAAAGCAACAGCAAAUGAUGAAACUUUUCCACAGCCUGAAGAAUCCUCCAGUCACCACAGAGGUGCCAUAGGAACAACAGGAAUUUUAGUUGAAGUACCCAGAAGUGAAGCUUCCUUUAAGAAGGAAUUGCCUGUUGGCAAUUGUAGUAAACCAGAUAGCAAACAACAUCUCACCAACUCAAAAGUGUCCAAUGUCCUUCUGUGUCAUUUCCCUCAGGGAAAGUUAAUAAACACAUGCCAGUUAAUUGAAUGUGAGACAAUACCAGAGACGUCCUUUAGUGAAAGUAUCAGUGACACCGCGAGCAAACCUGAGCCUUCAGAAUGUGUCAAAGGCCGCUCAGUGCAUGAGCGAUGGGCAGCGAGCUUGGAAGAAUAUUACUUGGAGAAGCAUGAGAAAGUAAACACAGGUGGUAAAAAUCAUUUGCUAAAUGCAAAUGGAAGUGUUUCAACAAAACCUACUACUGGUAAGUGUGAGUGCAAUGAAGAAAAUGCACAGUUGAUCAAUGAAAAUAGAUCUACACGCAUCUUUCCAAACAGGAAAGGAGAGAGAGACUUGUUUAAGAAUACAGUUUUUCCUUGGGAGCUUGAAUCUUGCCAAGAUCUAGCUCACUAUUGCCUUCCUGACUGCUCUGAAGUUGCUUCAGAAAUUAAAGUACCAAAACCAAGUGACAAUAUUAACUCAACUCCUGCAAUUAAAAGAUCAAAGUCCUUCCCUGUUUUGCUACGGAAAUCCUUAACUGUGAACAACAUUCUAGAAACUAAGAAGCAUUUCAAUUCUGCUGAAGCAGAGAAUCAAGGGGUGAGCAUUCCAGAACUGUUGCAACAGCAAGAGAUAUUUCCUCAGUCAGACUUUCCAAAUGCCAGCACUGCCAUUUCCUCAGGAGCCCCUGGGACAUCCUCUGAAGCCUUUACGUUCCCUCCUAUCCCUGUACAAUCCACACAUGAUUUGUCUCAAGCAAAAUUACAGCAUGGAACAACAGCAUCAGCAUUGCCAGCAGCUGGUACAGUGGAAGCACACUGUGUAACUCCUAACUCACUACCAGAACUAACACUAGGAGAAAUGAUGUCUGAAAUACUAAAGGAUCAGACAGAUCGACUGAUAAAGAAAGUGGAAGACUUCUAUAAGCACAUGACCCAUGAGACAGUCCUGUUACAAGACAACUAUCUGGCAUUAAAUGAAUUGAAGAGAUACCUUGGUGCCUUGGAAAGGAAUUACUUAACAGCUAGAGAAGAGCACCAUAACUUACAGAUGCAGAACUUCAAGGACAAGUCUAUCAGCAUUGGAGAGUUUGAUCCUGAAAGAAAGGUGGAAGGGGAAAUAUUUAGACUUCACAUGCUGCUUGAAGACAUCCAAGAACAAACUGAUGACGGCAAACACAACGCAUCCUCUUUCCUGAUUUCCUACCAAUCUGCCCAGUCAUCAUAUUCUCCUUGUGAGAGAUCAGUCCUUCCAACCAUUCCUGAUCCUCCAAAAAGAAGAGAUAUUGAAGCUGUAUUUGUUCACAAGAACAAAGAGAGAGAAACAAGAGAGAAUACUCAUGUAAUGCCACAGACAAAUCCAUUUUUUUCAGAAGGCAACAACUGCAAUCUUCAUCACAUGUUGCAAAACAGAACUGUAUCAACUUCCAGAAACGAAAUGGAGCUUCUGGGAAGGAGAGAUCUGCUAGCAACCAAGCAUUCUUCCAGCAUAAUGAGAUUCCUUUCACCAGAGGAAAAAUGCACUGCUGAAGGUCUUACAUCCCCUAGUCAAGGAACACUAAGUCAAAAAUUCAACACUGAUGAAGGAAAGAUAAGAAACACAAACAUGCAGGAAAGGAAAGCUGGAAUGCGUUCACUCUUCAUUCAGAGAAAACUAACUGAUAUAUCAGAUACCAGCCUGAGCAGCAAUUCAGAAGACAUCUCAGCCUGUGAGUGUGACCAUGAUUUGCAAAGCAAGGAACUCAGAAACUGCAAGACUGAAAGUUAUAGAGCACUCAAUACAAGAUUAUGUGGAGAGAGAAAAGGACUUGGAGGCAGAUGCCCUAGAGGAAGCAGAGAUCAAUUUCAACUGAGGAAUUACAAAGAAUCUGUUCAAUCUUGUGAUAUAUGUAGAAACAAAAGCUCUAGUUCAUCCUCUUAUUCACAGAAAAGAAUCUACACUGAAAAGGCUCAGAAAAAUCAACAGCCACAUGAAUUUGGAAACAGACAGUCUGAAAGACAAAACUUGGAGACUGCCAAAACCUGCUGUUCAAGCACAUAUAAUAAAAUUAUCCUUUCACAUCAAUACUUACCCAUCAAGAAGUCUGCCCGAAGCAAAUCUGCAGUCAACAUCAGAAACAGAAAUGCCAAUGAUUCCAAUGCAAAUAUUUUAAGUUCUGCCCUGGAUCAUGCUAUACAGACAGCAAACAGUUUGAAGGAAGCUACAGAACGAAUAGUACAAGCAGUUUCAGAAGAUCUAGCUGAAGUGAAAAGAUACCAGCUCUAAUAACCCAGUUGCAAAUGCUAUGUUGUUUCGCUGAUACUGCGGUGUCAGUGUUUCUGCAAAUAUAAAAUUAUUAACACAAACAACAGAAAGUCAGCUAAUUUUACUUCUUCUGUAAUCAUCAGUACUAAAGUAAACUGGUGCAUAUUGCUGCUUCACAUUUACACUGUCUCAGAACUUAAAACCAAAUUACUAAUUCUACUGAAAAUCUUCAGUACGUUGGCUAACCCCUGUUACUGUGUACCUUCUCAAACCACUCACUUAAGAUAACUUAAUAAAAAUUGGUUUA
This is a messenger RNA of Colius striatus (speckled mousebird), 3445 nucleotides long. RefSeq names its product AKNA domain containing 1 (gene AKNAD1). The record is from RefSeq and is a predicted model, not a curated record. The transcript is spliced from 16 exons. NCBI's taxonomy places the organism in Eukaryota, Metazoa, Chordata, Aves, Coliiformes, Coliidae. Bases 424 to 3159 code for a protein of 911 amino acids.